ACGUAAUAAACCUAGAUUUUUUUCCAUAUCUUUUCCCUGAAAAUAUUUUUAGCAGUGUCUGUCAAAUGCAUACCUGGAGGAUGAGUCUUUUGUUCCCACAAGAGUAACUCUCAUGUGUUAAAAUGAGUUUCUUUCCUUGAAUCAGUUUCUUUUGGCAUUUCUCGAUAUCUCUGCCAUUGUCUCAGCUGCCAGCUAAAUCUCCUUCUGUGUUUUUGAUUGACUUUUCUUUCCAAAUAUAUGCCUCAGAGAGCUAAGAGGUGGCACUGCUAUUUCAUUGCCCUCCUUCCACUUUGCCCAAUUUGAAAGUUAACCCACUGACCUCAGGUACAAAUUGCCUUAGCAAGGACAUCAUUAAACGCAUCAUUUCUUGGUAGAUGUACAAUGUACACCUAGAAUAACAGCACCCAUAUGGUCCUUGGAUAUGAGCAGUAAAUCCUCAUACACUUUUGCAGUUUCAUGAAAUUUUUCAUGAGCCUUCAGAAACUUUGUGGCCCAGCUGCCAUCUGUGCCAGAGAAUGUUUGACAAUGGCAAUUCUCAAGGGAAAGCACAUGCUCAUAUAUUUCUCAUGUGUUUAAUAAUCAUCCAAAUUUUCUUUAUAUAUCAGUAAUUAGACUUUCAAGGUAGAACUCUAAAACAUAUGAAAUCACAUCCUUUUUAGUGGUUUUCUUGAAAAGUAAAGUUAAGUGAUGUGAUCAGAGAUGUGUCUUGCAUCCUAAAUUUAAAUAUUUUUCUACCAUGUCUGUCAAUAUUAGUGGUAUAGAAUAACAUCUAGAAGACUGAAUCUAAAAUUAUAAACCAAUAUGCGGCAUAAUCUAGAAAACAACAUUAUCAUCUCUCUUAAUAGGCAUAGUCUUGGCACCAGAAAUCACAAAGAAUACUUCCAUAAUGAAGUGUGUUCAGUGUGACAGUAGUAGAGUUAAAAAUUGAUUAUUCUGAUGUAUUGAAAAAAACCCUAACAAACACAAGCUAACCUAUAAUCUGGCACUUCUGUGCCAGAAUCUGCCAUCCACAGGCAGACGCCAUGUUUCUCCAGGAGUGUUCAUAUUGUGAAAAAAGGUAUUAUAAAUAUCAUACUAUCAGUCUUUUUCUCAGCAUGGCAUUGAAGUUGGAACAGUUUAAAAAGCAAAGUUCAACAUUUUUAUAAACUCAGGAUACCAGAACAACCUCAAAGCAUUGAUUUUUUUUUUUAAUGAAUAAUAUAGUUAAUAAUGAUAUUGUUAAUAUAAAUUUACUGAAGGAUCUGCUUUUUAGUGUGGUUGAGAGAUUUUGCUCAAUAAGUUCUUUUUUGCUUAUGUUAUAAAUUCUGAGUUACAGAAGUUAAAACAAGGAAGCAUAAAGAUGGUGGUGAUAUUUUGCCGAGCAGAAAGGCCUAAGUUUUAUCAAAACAAAUCAUACGAGAGUUAAGGUAGCUAAACUGCAUGAGGCAUUUUAGUUGUAGAUUUAGAUUUUUCUGACAUUAAGUCAUAUUUCAGAAAACUCUUAGUUACAUUUCAGAUGCUUACUUACCUUUCUCAGUUAAAAACAAAAUGUGAUUUACAGGCCUGAAGUACCACAUUCUACUUAUGAUCUACAAGUUAUACUACACUUCAAGGUUUGAGUGCCUUUCUGAGAAUGUCCCAGGUGUGUCAUGGUCUGUGGGCUGGAAGGCAUGUAGGAAUUACCAUCCAGCUGUGUGGUGAUAAGAGAACACUAUGCUACCUUACCUCCCUCGCUAUGGAGCAGGCAGGCAGGGCUAUCACGGCCUGGAAAAGGAAAGGACAGAUUCAAGCAUCCACCUGAUUAAUAUGCAAAAAGCGGUAUUCAGCUGGUGCAAGCGCUUUUCCUGGAGUGAUUGGUUGUGCAUAAGGCGGUAAGUGUCAAGUCCCUGAAAUAAUUUGGUUUUAUAACAUAGGAAAUGCAGUUCCUUAUAUAUUAUACUCAGGUUCCUUCAUCCUUGGCCCUUAGACAAUUGACCUGAUUGAAACUGCUUUGGAUCAGAAACUGUGUUAGAUCAUUUUUGUAGGAAAAAUAAUAAAUUUUCUUAUUUACAUAUCUGACAAUUCUAAGAUGUAAUGUCAUCUUGUGAAGUAAUAGACUGUGUCUAAAGACUCAAAAAGAUGAACCCUUUCUGCUAGUGAUAAAGUGAUAAGCAACAUGAGGUGGAAAUCAGUACUAUAGAUCUUUGGACUAUUAAAUUCUAGAAGACUGGUAGAAUUUCAAGCUGCUGAUAAUAUUACUGAGGCACCCAAAUACAUUCCAGUAAUACUCUGAAGUUCUAUCUUCCCAGGCACUGAAUGCAUUUCCAUUUCCUCUGUAUGAUUUCACAUUGAAGUAAUGUAUUCAACUCCUUUCUGCUAUACCAUUUUGCAGUCCUAGCAAGGUUACACUUUUCCAUGGUACAGUAGUGUUAGCCCCAUCUAGUCUGAGAAUGUCAGUGAAAAUAUUCUCAGUAUAUAUCUUUCAUACUUGAUAGCUUUCCGCUUCCUUUACCCCUUCUUUCUUUACUAUCGUCACUAUUGACUAUGUUCUGUUAUUCACUGAUGUUUUUCCUUGAUGUUUAAUAUCAAUUGAGUGCAAUUUGAAGUAACUUCCCAGGCAUAGAAGGAUGUGAUGUUUUUUUCUGAAGUGAAGAUUACAUUACUGUAGAUUGGAAACCAGUAUUUUUCCACUCCAGUCCUUUGUGUGCCACUUCCUUCACUGACACCUGCUUCUGCUGUCUUUACCAUCUUUCUUCUUGCAUGUAGAUCACUGCUCUUUCUGGACUCCCUGCUAAUUAGAACUACAGAACAUGUGAAGACUCUGUGCAGUUCCUCUGCAAACAUACAUUUUAGCCCUAUCUGGAUGAUUUGCACCUUCUUACACUAGUUAUGUGAUUUUCACCACUUUGGUAGGCUAAAAAGAUGAAUCCUUCUUGGUGCACAUAGCUGCUCUAGCUGAAACUGAAUGUCAGAAAAACAGAAUCAACUCUUCAAACGCUAGCUCAGCUCCCAAGCUCCUCCACACUUUGACCAUUCUGUCUGUUCUGUCCAUCUGAAACCUUAUUCACUCCUCUCCUGUAUUCAGGAUGCAGGACUCCAGACAGAUUCCCUCUCUCCUCCGCCCUAAGCCAGAUGCGGUCCAUCAAGUCUUCAUUCGACUGGACAGGCCAACCUGAUGAAUGAACCAGCAAGGAGGGGGCCAUCUGAUAACACUCUCAGCAUAUUGGCAAAGCAUAGUGGAUUCAGCCGACAGAAGCAAGAAGUAUAUCUACUGCCAAUCAUAAUAAGCGAUAGUGGGAACCCUCCUAUGAGCAGCACUAGCACUCUCACUAUUCGAGUCUGUGGUUGCAGCAGUGAUGGUAUUGUCCAGUCCUGUAAUGUUGAAGCAUACGUACUUCCCAUUGGACUCAGUAUGGGAGCCCUAAUUGCAAUAUUAGCAUGCAUCAUUUUGCUGCUAGUCAUUGUGGUGCUGUUUGUAACACUAAGAAGACAUAAGAAUGAGCCUCUAAUCAUCAAAGAUGAUGAAGAUGUGAGGGAAAAUAUUAUUCGGUAUGAUGAUGAAGGAGGUGGAGAAGAAGAUACAGAAGCUUUUGACAUUGCAACUUUGCAAAAUCCAGAUGGAAUUAAUGGAUUUUUGCCUCGCAAGGAUAUUAAACCUGAUCUUCAAUUUAUGCCCAGGCAGGGUCUUGCACCUGUUCCUAAUGGUGUUGAUGUUGAUGAAUUUAUUAAUGUAAGGCUCCAUGAAGCUGAUAAUGAUCCCACUGCUCCACCAUAUGACUCUAUCCAGAUUUAUGGCUAUGAAGGAAGAGGGUCAGCAGCUGGUUCCCUUAGCUCAUUGGAGUCCUCUACAUCAGACUCAGAUCAGAAUUUUGACUACCUCAGUGAAUGGGGUCCUCGCUUUAAAAGACUUGGAGAACUUUACUCAGUUGGAGAAAGUGACAAAGAGACUUGACAGUGGAUCACAAACUUUUUCAAUGUUGACUUAAUGAUCAUGUAAUAUUCUAGGGCCACUGCUGUUAGUUAAAACUGAUGUGGCUUUUUGUUUUAGAGGCAAGUUUAGCGCCGGUCAUCUAUAAAAUCAAUUACAUUGUAAUGUUGAACCAAAAAAAAAAAAAAAAAGUAUAUGUUAGGAGGUUAAGUCUUGUGGAGUGUGAAGUAAAGUAUGUGGAGUGUCUAGAAGUCUUUGGAUAUUUGGUAUUCACUUGACCACUCUGAAGAUGGAGAUUUGGAUCUUUGAUUAUCUUCAGUGAAUUGAAAAGAACAAAAAGAAAUUGGUGCUUUCUUAGAAAACGGACUUGCAGGGAUUUUGCUGUUGAACAGUAUCUCCUGCCAGUAUGUGUAAAGCUAAUGGUUUGUUUCUGCAUUGCCAACAAAGAUCCUGCCACAGAAAUGUUAAAAGCAAUAUCAUGGUCUUCUUAGCAAUGCUGAAUAGAAAUAGCAUUGUAAUUUCCUACUGGCUUCUACUGUGCAGUGACCAUACAUUGUACAUACAGUAAUUGUUGGCCACGUAACCACAGACUGAAUAUCAUCUUUAAAUAUUGUGUCAAGCCUUAAAAUAUUCACAUGUUCUUAAUCCAUUCCAGUGAUGGGUAAUAAAGCCUACUAAUGUGCAGAGAUUCAGAGGCAGGGCUACAAAACCUUGUUUUACAAAAGGAUCUUUUUCUAGAAGAAGGAUCAAUCCUGUGCUUCAUCUUCUGAAAGGAAAGAAAAAACUGUGAAAGGGGAUGGACUUACAUAUAUGAAAGAAUUGCUGAUUUUAUUGCUAAAGAUCAAAUUUAUUUGUUUAAUCUUUGAAAUAAGUAUUUUAUUGAUGUCCAUUACUGCUUUUAUUUAUUAAGACUGAUAACAUAUAGAGUAAGAUUAUGAAGAAAACUAAAUUAUAUCCUUUAGAUUUUUUUUCUAUAUAUAAUGAAUGUUUAAUACAUGUACAUUUUGAAAAGAAAAAUUACAAAUUGUUGCAGGUUAAAGCAGUAACCUAUCCAUUUGCAGUAGCUGAAUUUUAAGAGAAUGCUGGCAGGAAUAAAACUUUCCCAGAGAAAACUUUUGACAGUUUUAUAUCUUCUUCAUAAAUCUAGUACCUGGUGUUUUUAAUACAAGCACAAACAGCUGGAAGUAAACUGGUUCAUGUGAAUAUUUAAACUAUAGACUUUUAGAAUUAUACACAUAACAGUACAGUAAAAAACAUGCUUAUAGUUCUCCACUGUAUUAGAGCAGGAACCAGUGUGUACAUAAUUUUACUGCUUAUGUUAUUAGCAUUUCUUUUCUAUAAUAUUCAUAGUGAUGCACCAGGGCUCUUGCACACAGAGAAAGAACACUAGAAGCUGCGAGCAUACUCAAUUUGUAAUGCAAACUUGCCAUUUAGAAGUAGCAAUUGUAUAAUAAAACUGCGUAUUACAUGCAAAUCAUUUUAAUUUUCUACUUUGUUUUGAAGCUAUAUUAUUGUUUGUUUAUUUACUCCAUGUAUUGUAUUCAGAGAAACUCCUGUAUUGUUUCCUACUUUGUGAAAUAUAUUUUUAUAAAUA
Messenger RNA from Falco peregrinus (peregrine falcon), 5480 nucleotides. It is a transcript of the gene CDH8, whose product is annotated as cadherin 8. The coding region runs from base 3134 to 3910 and encodes 258 amino acids. The transcript has 3 exons. Gene Ontology annotation, cellular component: axon terminus; plasma membrane; synaptic cleft. The record is from RefSeq and is a predicted model, not a curated record. Gene Ontology annotation, biological process: synaptic transmission, glutamatergic; cell morphogenesis; adherens junction organization. NCBI's taxonomy places the organism in Eukaryota, Metazoa, Chordata, Aves, Falconiformes, Falconidae. Gene Ontology annotation, molecular function: cadherin binding; calcium ion binding.